Molecule: messenger RNA, 568 nt
Organism: Schizophyllum commune H4-8
Lineage: Eukaryota; Fungi; Basidiomycota; Agaricomycetes; Agaricales; Schizophyllaceae
Product: ribosomal protein L13
Exons: 3
Coding region: 5-508 (167 amino acids)
Biological process (GO): translation; negative regulation of translation
Cellular component (GO): ribosome; mitochondrial large ribosomal subunit
Molecular function (GO): structural constituent of ribosome; mRNA binding
Source: RefSeq, a predicted model, not a curated record
GAGAAUGUCACAGGCGAUUGGGAACACGGCGCUGGCAUAUGCGCGGGUGUGGCACCACGUAGACGCGUCCGAGCGCGUGCUCGGAAAGCUCGCAGAGCGCAUUGCGCUGGUGCUCAUGGGCAAGCACAAGCCCAUAUACGACCCGGGCGUCGACUGCGGCGACUAUGUUAUCGUCACCAAUGCUAGGAAUGUGGUUGUUACUGGCAACAAGGCAAAGCAGCUCGUCUACCGAAGCCAUUCCAUGUACCCCGGUGCGCUCAAGGAGACGCCGUACGAGCGCAUGAUGGCGAAGAAUCCGGACCAUGUCAUACGCCACGCUGUCUCGGGCAUGUUGCCAAAGAACAGGCUUCGCGACCGCCGCCUUGAGCGCCUCUAUGUCUUUCCCCGCGAACACAUGGGCGUCCUUGGAUCCAAUAUCCUUCGGUCAUGGGAAGACGGCUCUCUGACCACCUACGAUCCACAUACUCCCAUCACGGCAGACACCCUUCGCGCAUUCCGUACGCAGUAGACACGAUCUAAUUCAUCCCCUCCUCCCCUGUCCAACUGCAUGAACUUGCGUGCCACCUUA